AUGGUAUUCUGGAAGUCGGCGCCGCCUGCGCAACAGCCGCAUACAGCGGCAAGCACGGGAAUGGAUCACAGUGAGGAGAGGAUGGCAGAGGUGGACGAGCCGCCAGACGAAAGACGGUCGAGCAUAUCAUGGGCAUCGAGUAGAAUCCCCGAACCUUACUUGAAGACGACAACACGGCAACAGAUGUCGCAAAGGCGCGAGUCGUUGCUGACGCGACAAUUGCAUUCCGAAACCGAGCAUAGCGACGAAGAGCAUGCGCUACCAACGAUGCGCGCUUUAAGUACACAAUCUACCUGGAGCAACCAGAGUGCCUCUACGGCAGAGCUCACGAGCGACGACGGACGUAGUAUGCCCAGUCCAACCGUUAGCCCACCACUAGCACCGACACAAGUCUACACCACACUUCCAAUACACGAGAAGCCAUUGGAACGUAAGGUGAACAUCGCUGGGCAGGACGAUGCGGGUGUCACUGGCCAGGAGACUUCUGCGGGUGCCGAGAAGACUGUGGAGGCUACCUUGGGACGUAAGAGAUGUAUCAUGUUUGCAUGUCGUGGCAAGGACGAGGCAAAACCCAAGACCACACCUCCGACCUCUGCUCCCGCACCAGUAGCUGCUGCUCCGGUAGUCGGACUGUUUGCAUCAUCUCCACCUAAGCGGAAAUGCAUGAUCAAAUUCGCGUGCCCAUCCAAAUCGACUUCUGCGACCAAGCCUCUUGAGCCUGCUCCCGCCAAGCGACAUUCGAGUCCACCUCCACCGCCACAACGCCGAACUUCCGGUCAAAAGCCACAUCGUGGAUCGGACAGCACUGUCACUCAUGCUUCACCUAAGAGUGUAAGGAAGAGUCCCAGUAUCAUCACUACUGUUCCCACGCCAACGACAGCUGAGCCUGUCGAGCCGACAGAGAUUGAAGAGGCAUCCCGUCCGUCAAUUCCUCGUAAGCUGUCGAACGACUCUGAUGGUGCUGGUGCAGGAGAGGCUCUUCGCUUUCACGAAUUCGCUAGCAGCGAGGGUGAAUCAGAGGAGUGGAUGCAUGAAUCGAGUUGCCACCGAAGCAGAUUGACGAUUGGCGAUACUCUUCAGAAGGAGUCCGUUAUCCGCAAAGCUUGUGAAGAAGUUGAGGAGGAAGUGCUGGAGGAGGACGAAGAUGACGAUGAUGUGGAUGAGGCAGAGACUGCUGAGGAACAGGCUGCCGAUUUGAAAGAGGAUGAAGACGAUGCCGAUGAGAUUGUUGAAGAAGAAUCUGACGAAUCUGACGCGGGCUUCCACUCCGACGAUGAGGAAGGCUUUGCCGCUUCAGAUGAUGAUGGCGAGGAGAGUGAUUAUGAGUGGUGGAAGCCUGGUGGAUCAACAGCCGCGACGUCCGUCGAGCACCUCGACAGGCUGCACGCUCACACCAAGGUCGAUGCCGAUGUGCUCGGCUCGUCGCUCAACUCGAUCAGUUCCCACGAGAUGUCCCCUAAAGCCAAGAAAAGACUGCAUCGGAGAUCUCACGGGCAUGCACGUUCGCAUGCUAUUCCUAUCAGCAAUCGACUGCAGGUUGAGGACGACCAGGAGCUACCUGACUCUACGGAUUUCGUGUGCGGUACGCUAGACGAGGACAGACCGACGGAGCAAGCGUACAUCAACCGAAAGAAGAAUCUUGAAGCUGCCAAGCACAAGGCCAGACCACAGGAUAUCGACCCUACCUUCCCUACCUCAGACCCUGAGAUGGACGAGGAGGACGACGAUGACCUUGUCGACGGCUCCGAAAGCGAUCGCGAGAACAUGGUGCAUGGCGACAUGGAAGAAGUUGAUGAGGAGGGAGACGAACAGCUGACACUCAAGCGCCGUCCUUCCGUACGUCGCGGUAGGAGCAACGUGCAUCAUUCGCCACCUCCGCCGUCCAAGUUUCAUUCGCCACCACCAUCAAAGCGCCCUUCAGUCAAGCACCAUUCGCCACCACCGCCCAUCACCAAGCGUGUCAGUGCACGCUCGCCGGCACCAACGAGGAAGCUAUUUGGUCACUCGCCACGGCGGAAUAGAUCUCCAGCACCAGGCACUCGCAUGACCUCGCCACCCAACAGCCGUCAUGCAUCCCCAUCUGGGGCCAUGGCAUUCAUGAGGUCAUCCAAGGCACUCGCCGAACGACCACAACUUACGCAUACUGCCUCUCUACCACGCGGUGGCUUCCUACUUAGUAGGAUGGGCUCAACCAUCCACGAAGACGCCGAAGGCUCCGAUACUGUCGGUGUUGCCAACGACGUACCAAGGCGUGGCGCUAUCGAUAUCGUCAAAGGCCUUGAGAAGAAACGCCAACGUCGCAAGGAGAAGAUGUGGCAAAAGAUGUGCGCUAGAGCUGCCGCUAAGGGCGAAAAGCCGCAUAAGGUCAAGCCCGGCAAGGGCUGCGAAAGGAUGCGUGAGGUAGGGUUGCAGUUGCAGGAGUACCAGGGCAAGGCGCAGCAUAUCCUGUCCUUGUAG
Recurvomyces mirabilis is the source of this 2457-nucleotide messenger RNA. RefSeq lists its product as uncharacterized. The coding region runs from base 1 to 2457 and encodes 818 amino acids. The transcript has a single exon. Lineage: Eukaryota; Fungi; Ascomycota; Dothideomycetes; Mycosphaerellales; Teratosphaeriaceae. The record is from RefSeq and is a predicted model, not a curated record.